Molecule: messenger RNA, 3184 nt
Organism: Fukomys damarensis (Damara mole-rat)
Lineage: Eukaryota; Metazoa; Chordata; Mammalia; Rodentia; Bathyergidae
Gene: Dtx1
Product: deltex E3 ubiquitin ligase 1
Exons: 7
Coding region: 1406-2302 (298 amino acids)
Biological process (GO): Notch signaling pathway; protein ubiquitination
Cellular component (GO): nucleoplasm
Molecular function (GO): ubiquitin protein ligase activity
Source: RefSeq, a predicted model, not a curated record
GUGGUGAUCUUUCAGCACACACGCACACAUACACACACACACACGUGUCUGCCUCUGUGUGUUUGUGGGCAAGAGGCGCUUCCUGGAUGUGUGUGUAUGUGUGUGUGUGUGUGUGUGGCAUCUUCCCUGAGCAUGUGUGUGUCAGUGUCCAUACAUGUGGGGAGUGGGUUCUGGGGCGUGUGCGGUGUGUAUCUGCUGUGUGCUCCCUGGGAGAGAGUUGUUUCUGUGCGGUGUACAGCGUGUGUUUGCCUCUGCACGCGCCCGAACCUGGAUCGGUGCGUGUGGUGUGUUCCCUGAGCUCGUGCACCGUGGUCUGCGGGCGUGCUGUGUCUGUGCUGCUGGACCCGCCACGAGGAGCGUCUGCUUGAAGAGGCCCCCCAGCCUGCUGCCCUGUGCCAACUGUGCCCACUGGGAACGGGGUGCCGAACUCUGAGACCUUCCAGACAGAGGCGGCUCCCUCACACCCCGCAGUGCUGUCCAGCCUCGGGCACCCCAGGCCCCGCUGCCACCCCCAGCGCUCAGAGCUGUCCUGUUCCAAGUCAACCCGGCCAGGUCUCCAAGGCGUCCAGGAGGAAGACGCCCUUCGCCCGCUCCUCCCUACCGGUGCCGAAGUCACAGAGGCUCGGGACACUAGCUUCAGUCCCCCCGGUGCCGUGCUACGGUCCUGCUUUGCAGAGAGGGAGACUGAGGGUCAGAGAGCUUGGUGACUUGCUGUGGCCCGCAAUGCAACGCUUCAGUCGUCUCCUCUCUGAGACGCAAGUGGUCACGUAGGGGCCAGAGGCAGAGCAGGGGCAACACUGGGCCAGGGGCCCGGAUGACAGCGAUGGUGGUGGUGGUGGAUUGGAAGUCUCUUAGGUGCUAGGGAUUGUGCUCGACCUUGAGGUGGAGAAUUUCACUGAAUCUCCUCCACACACAAAAAGAAGGUACCGCGUCAUCUCCGAUCUACAGCGGGGGAACAGCGUAGGAGAGGCGUGGUGGUGGGCUGGGCGCCCCAGCCGGUUAGUGGUUGAGCUGAGACACAGAAGCAGCUUGGCCGCACCGAUGAAGGCCUUUGGAAAAGCUGGAUUUUACUCUUGCUCACUCUGUCCUUGGGCAGAACUCGUCAGAGCCUUUAAUAUGCUCACAAAUGCUGUGAAUCUCCGCGCGGGAGACAGCAAACUGUUUCCUGACUUCGAUCCCUGAGCUCUUCUUUUCCAGUAGGUUUUAUGAUGAUUAAUGCUCCACACAGUAAAUUGAGAGACGCUCAACCACCAAACCUCUGGUUUUAGGUACAGAGGCAAAUGGAGCCAAAAUGUUGUUCCUAAGGGGAUAUGGGGUAUGGCGUUGGGUCCUGACCACACCCCAUCCCAUAACAGGGUGCCACAAUAGGAAUGGGGUUUCUAGAUGACGGACCAAAGGGACAGGGAUGUGGCGGGGCCUGGAGUCCAGCUGCGGCCUCUUCUCCUGUCCCUGCAGGGUUCCUGCGCUCCCGGUGAAGAACUUGAAUGGUACCGGCCCGGUCCACCCGGCCCUGGCAGGCAUGACCGGGAUCCUACUGUGCGCCGCGGGCCUGCCAGUGUGCCUCACGCGUGCCCCAAAGCCCAUCCUGCACCCGCCACCUGUGAGCAAAAGCGAUGUCAAGCCGGUGCCCGGUGUGCCCGGUGUGUGCCGCAAGACCAAGAAGAAACACCUCAAGAAGAGUAAGAAUCCCGAGGAUGUGGUCCGAAGGUACAUGCAGAAGGUGAAAAACCCCCCUGACGAGGACUGCACCAUCUGCAUGGAGCGGCUGGUCACGGCGUCGGGCUACGAGGGCGUCCUGCGCCAGAAGGGCAGCCUCUGCUCCCAGGACGGCAGCCUGCAGUGCCCCACCUGCAAAGCUAUCUACGGGGAGAAGACGGGGACGCAGCCGCCGGGGAAGAUGGAGUUCCACCUCAUCCCCCACUCACUGCCGGGCUUCGCGGACACCCAGACCAUCCGCAUCGUCUACGACAUCCCCACGGGCAUCCAGGGCCCUGAGCACCCCAACCCCGGGAAGAAGUUCACAGCCAGAGGCUUCCCGCGCCACUGCUAUCUGCCCAACAACGAGAAGGGCCGGAAGGUUCUGCGGCUGCUCAUCACGGCCUGGGAGCGGAGGCUCAUCUUCACCGUUGGCACGUCCAACACCACCGGCGAGUCGGACACCGUGGUGUGGAACGAGAUUCACCACAAGACCGAGUUUGGAUCCAACCUCACGGGCCACGGCUACCCGGACGCCAGCUACCUAGACAACGUGCUGGCCGAGCUCACGGCCCAGGGUGUGUCCGAGGCCGUGGCCAAGGCCUGAGGCCCGAGUGUGCACACUGCCCUCCUGCUUUGCCCCUGGCUCGGCACACGCCUCCCUCCGCCAGGUGUGACCUGGCGUCCCCGGUUCGGGGCUGGGGAGGGCCCCGCACAAGGAGCUUCCGGGGAUUUUCCUGGUGGUGGCUGGGGUGAUGGGAGGCCGCCAGUUCUGUUGGCUCUGACCCACAGCUCCCUGAGAGGGCUGCAGAGAGGAGACCGGAAACCACAGCGACCCACCCCGCACACACAACACACGCCCUGGUGAACACAUGUGAACCAUGCACGCACACCCACGUGCCUCCACUCUCCCCCAGGCUGGGGAGGAGAGACAGAGACCUGAUCUCUGUGCCCUGCCGCCUCCGUGAACACUGAGGGCCUCUGGGGCUCCCCGGGGACAGAGAUCUUGGGGAGCUUGUCUCCCGGCGCUCACCCCGCUGCUUUAUCUCUGCCGCCGUGGGGGGGGCAGACCAUUGCAUAGAUUUACCCGGGGUGGGCCGGAGUGCGCAGGAUGAGAGACACGUUAUUUUGUGCCGCGUUCGUCUCUUCCUCCCCAUCCCCACCCUCUCCGAGACCUCCCAACUUUGACAUCCAAAGGCUGUCACUUCUGCCUUCAGGAGCAGGAGGAGGAGGACGCCUGGGUCAGGCCAGUGCAUUGAAAGGGAGAGAGGACAGCGAAGAGUUAAUUUCCCUCUCCUGGGGAGUGGGCCGUAGGGUGGCCCAUGGUCUCUAGCCAACCAGGGGCCUGUUGCCCAGGCAACUCACCAGCUCCGCCUCUGUUGAUUGGCUGUCUCCGUGGAAGUCAGCCAAGAUUUAAAGGGAUGCCAGCGAUUGCUCUUUUGAAAAACCGUACCAGUCCCACUGUGGGUGGAGAAAUAAAUGGUCUUUC